Molecule: messenger RNA, 1571 nt
Organism: Schizophyllum commune H4-8
Lineage: Eukaryota; Fungi; Basidiomycota; Agaricomycetes; Agaricales; Schizophyllaceae
Product: alpha/beta-hydrolase
Exons: 5
Coding region: 350-1336 (328 amino acids)
Molecular function (GO): hydrolase activity
Source: RefSeq, a predicted model, not a curated record
GAAAGUCGGUGAGGCACAUGAAGGCCGCCCCAGCUCAGUCAGGCCGCACUUGCCUCUGACGACAAUCCCCCGAAGCUCGCCAGAAGCCAGUACAUGGGGUUCUCUUGACCAACUGCCGCGUCUCCCAUCCCUCCGGCGGACCGAGAUUACGAACUGACAGUGUAGCAUCGUUACUUCUUCCCAACCCGAGCCCUAUGACGAAGAUCCCUUCCGAAGCCCAAAGCUCGUACAUACACGGGCUCACCGACUCCGAGAUGACUUACCGAACCCGAGGCAUUUCGAAGGUGUCUUUUAUAAGGACCUCAUCUCACCGUGCUCUUCAUCCAAUCGACCAAGCUCCCACUUCACCAUGACCACCCCGCCCACCACCAAAACUACCACUACCUCCCGCGGGUACAAGUACACCUACCUCUUCUCCCCAACCCAACCGGGAAAGCCCACGCUCUUCCUCAUCCACGGCUUCCCGUCGACCGCGCACGACUGGCGUUUCCAGAUCCCGUACUUCACAGCGAGGGGUUAUGGGAUCAUCGCCCCGGACAUGCUCGCUUACGGCGAGACGGACAAACCCGUAGAGCCAGAGGCGUACGCUGGGUCGAAGCUCGCUAGGGAUAUGGUGGACAUUGUCGAGCAUGAGAAAGCAGGGAGGGUAAUCGCGGUGGGCCAUGAUUGGGGCUCGCUGCCGACGUCCUAUCUCGCUGCGCUCCAUCAAGAGCGUUUCGCAGGAUUCGUGCUCCUUGCUGUCGGCUUCCAGCUCAUGAGAGGCUUCAAUUUCGAGACGGUGACGGCGUAUCUGAAGCAGAUUUUUGGGACUGAGAUCUACGGGUACUGGAACUUCUUCAACAAGGAAGACGCGGCCGGCAUCGUCGAAAAGAACCUCGACUCCCUCCUCGACCUCCUCUACGUCAAGGAUCACGAGCUCUGGAAGACGGUUCUGAACCCUCUCCGUGCCAUCGACACGUUCAUCUCCGAAGGCAAGCGGACGCCCGCGGCAGAGUAUCUUACAGAGGAGGACCGCUCCAUCCUGCACACCUCGCUCGCCAAGGGUGGCCUCACCGCGCCGCUGAACUACUACAAGGUCACCUACCGCGGGUUGCACGACACCGACAACCUUGGCCCCCUCACCGACGUCAGGGUCAAGAAACCCGUUCUCUAUAUCGGUGGGACAAGGGACUACGUCUGCCGCAUCGAGAUGCAGGAGCCAGAUCUGAAGAAGUACUGCGAGGACGCGCGGAUCGAGGUGCUGGAGACGGGGCAUUGGGUGCAUAUGGAGGCGGCGGAGCGGGUGAAUGCGACGAUUGAGGCAUGGGCGGGGGAGAAGGGGUUGGUGGGGGUGUAGACGAGGCGUCAUUAUAGUGAGGAAGAGAAAAAAAUAUGAACAUGCGCGUCAUGGCCAUCUAAAUUUUGUACUAAUAGUACUAGUAGGCGAUAUGAUCAGCGCGCAUACAACAUCGUCACAGUCGACAGGCGCAUCAUCAAGUACAUGGCCGACAACGAACAGCGUCGAUGGGAAAACCGACAACGUGCUUCAUCGAAGAGAGCCGACAACAUGCGCCAUCGAGUCCAGGGCCGAC